This is a messenger RNA of Didymodactylos carnosus, 5085 nucleotides long. NCBI's taxonomy places the organism in Eukaryota, Metazoa, Rotifera, Eurotatoria, Philodinida, Philodinidae. The record is from the annotation of a GenBank genome assembly.
UUGAAAGAAGUAUCAUGAGCCCAAAUCCUUGUAGGACUUCUAUUAGCUCACUAUCCUCUAUCGAUCGGCACAUAAAUUAUUGGAAAUAGAGUGUUACAUCUGGGGAGAUUGUCUUGUUAGACAGCGUUUCUACUAGCUCACUAUGUUCUAUCGAUCGGCACAUAAAUCAUUGGAAAUGAAGUAUUACAUCUGCGGAGGUUUCCUUGUAAGUAAAUAUCCCAAUAAAUUGGUGAGAGCCUUGUGCAGAUUUUUUGUGUCUGUUUUAUGUUUUCUUUAAUUAUAGUUAUAAUAAUAUGAUAAUAAUAAUAUGACUUAGGGCGAGUUGAGUGUAUUUUGUUAGCCAUUUAUUGCAUAUGGGAGUUAAUCGGCCUGCAUAAUCCCCAUAACUGUAGAAAUUUAAUUAUUAUACUCUGUGAUCCAUUUUAUAGAAACUUUUUCUCUUUCCAUUUUAUAGGUUUACGUAUUCGUGCAACAGAUUACGAUAAAUUAUCAGAAAAUACUACCCGUUAUGCUCUAACAUUAAAUACAAAAUCGAUCGAUGGUCAAGAUGUAUUUCGCAUCGACGAGCUAACAUCGGAUAUUUAUUUGAAUGUUGACAACUAUUUGGAUCGUGAAAAGACGCCACAUCAUAAUUUGUCAAUUAUUGCUCGAGAUAUUGGAGAUCCUGCUGGUAAUUUACAAUCAAAAGAAUUAAAAAUUACAAUAAUCAUUGAUGAUGUCAAUGAUCAACCUCCACGGUUUAAACCAACGCACAUACAAGCACAAAUAUCGGAAAUAGCACAACGUGGUGAUUUUGUUAGUGAAAUUAAAGCAGAAGAUGAUGAUGUUGGAGUGAAUACACAUUCUAUUUAUGAAAUUAUUGAAGAAUGUCAACUUCCAGGUGAACAACAACAGCAACGACAAACAACAAUGAUUCGAUGUUCAAAACCAAAACAUUUCAUAUUUAAAGAAACAUCAUUAGCAGAAAAAGGAACAAUCAUUCUAUUAGAACCAGUUAAUUAUGAUCCACCUGAUAAUCAAACAAAAUUUUUACUCAAAGUAAAAGCAACUAAUGGUGGCAUGUUCGAUUAUGCCAAUGUUACCGUUUUUAUCACCGAUUUUAACGAUAAUACACCUGUCUUCUCUCAGAGUGUCUAUUUCGUUAAUAUUAGUGAAUCAACACCGCUUAAUUCAGAAAUUUUACAAGUGAGUGCAACGGAUAACGAUGUAAUGCCGGUGAAUAAAGAAUUUAUUUUUCGUAUACCACCCGAUCGUCAACAAUAUGAAAAUCGUCAACAUUUACGUAUGGAUACGUUGAAUGGAAAAAUAUAUUUGAAAAAAAAUUUUGAUCGUGAAAAAUCAUCGACUAUUAGUUUACCCUUAGAAGCUGUAAAUAAUCAAAGUACAAAUGUUUUAAUUGGACGUGCAGUAUUAGUAUUAAACAUAUUGGAUGUUAAUGAUAAUUUUCCAAAAUUUGCUGAAAAUUAUCAGCCAAGAAUUCGUGAACAUGAACAACCAAAGAAAAUAUUAGAAUUUAGAGCCACUGAUCCCGAUGAACAAACGUCACCAAUGAAUUUUGAAUUUAAAUUAGGCUCAAAAAAUGUGUGGCCUGAAGAUGGUGAACCUAAAUUUCGUCUGGAUGUAACAUCAGAUUCUUUUGGUCCCAUUGGAGUAUUAAGUACGUUAAAAGUAUUGGAUCGUGAAGAAUUAUGUCCAGUAGUGACAAAGAAAGGAAAACCUUAUUGUGGAAAAUAUUAUGAUUUACCAAUAUGGAUGAAUGAUAAUUCAAAACCACAGACACAAUCGGGUAUUAAUUAUUUGCGAGUCAUUGUUGAAGAUGUUAAUGAUAAUCCACAUCAUAGUGGACAAAAACAAAUUAAUGCCUAUGAUUAUAAACAACAGUUAAUAAAAGCAAUAAAUUCAUUAGGAUCAAAUGGACUCUAUAUUGGAACAGUUUACUCGAAAGAUGAAGAUGAUUGGGAUAUGCAUACAAAAGAAUUUGAAUUAUUAACAUCGUCAUCAGAAUUUUUUCGAGUAGAUAAAGGAGGUAAAACAUCAAAAACACCAGGAGCAAUUUAUAUGAUAACACCAACAACUAACAACACAUCACAAUUAAAACAAGGCACACAUAUAUUCACUGUAUCCGUUCUUGAUACAUAUACUCAAUGGUUACAACGUGAUGCUCAAAAAUCGACUGUAGAAUUUCAUUUAAAUGAUUUAUCAUCGGAAGCUGUAGAAAAUGCAGCAUCAAUUCGUUUACAAGAUAUAACAGCUGAAGAAUUUAUUGAAACACGUCAUAUGCCCGCUGGUCAAUCAUAUUAUAAAGAAUUUGCACGUCUUAUCGGUGAUAUAUUAAAUGUUCGUAAUGUUGAAAUAUUUUCAAUUCAAGAUCAUGAAAAUAUACCACGAACAAUUGAUGUUUAUUAUGCGGUACAUGGAAGUGGAUAUUUAUCGAAAGUAAAAAUUAACGGAUUAGUUAAUAUGAGACGUGAACAAUUAGAAGAUCUAUUUAAUAUAUCACAAAUAGGUAUAAAUGAAUGUUUAACAUCUGAUCAACAAUGUUUUGAAAAGGGCUGUAUUUCACGUUCUGAAAUUGUUACAAAACAACCUUAUUAUGUGAUAAAUGGAAAUGAAACAGCUUUUAUUGGACUUCAUAUUCGUUCAAAAGCUCAAUGUCAAUGUGAAACAGAUAUUCAAUAUCAAUUAGAUAAAGAAUUACAAGAACAAAAAUUAAAUCGAUACUGUCUUAAUGGAGGAUAUCCACAACGUGAUUAUAAUAUAAUGAAAUGUUCAUGUCCACAUGGAACAUUGUACAAUGGAGAACGAUGUCAAUUAACAACAGUAUCAUUCGAUGACAAUGGUGGUUAUGGUUGGUAUAAACCAUUGUCAACUUGUUCUCAUUGGUUAUUACAAUUAGAUUUUUUGACACAAUCUCCAAAUGGUAUUCUCCUUUAUAAUGGUCCAUUGAAUAAUCAAUCAAAUCAAGAUUAUUUUUCACUACAAUUAGUUAAUGGUCAUCCAUCAAUUGAAUUAAAUUUUGGUACAAAAGCUGUUAAACGAUAUUUAAAAUCGAGUUCAUAUUUAGCUGAUGGAAAAUGGCAUACUAUUGAGAUACGACAAUUAAGUACAAUUGAUCAUAUUUUAGAAAUAAUUAUUGAUUAUUGUCCACAACAAUUAAAAACAAAUGAAUGUCGUUUUAUGAUUGAAUAUGCUGAAGAUGAUAUAUUUAGUACAAAUGAACCAUUACAAUUGGGUGGUGUAGCCAAUAAAGAAAAAUUACCAAUUGAUUAUGCAGGAAAUUUUAAAGGUUGUAUUCGUAAUUUACGUUUUGCUGAUGAAUUAUAUGAUUUACAUGUUGAUUCACAUAGUGGUCAAUCUUUGAAUUUACAUGAAGGUUGUUUAUUAGUCGAUCAAAAAUGUUCACAACUCACUUGUGUACAUGGUACAUGUGAAGCAGAUCUUUAUCAGGCACAAUGUGUUUGUAAACCAGGUAAAUCGGGUGCCACGUGUUCACAAGAUGCUCAAUCUUACGAUUUUACUUAUGAUAAAAUGACGUGGACAGGUGAUCGUGCAUCGUAUGCCACAUUUCGUCAUACACAUAAACCUGAUGAUUAUAUUCAUGCAAUGAAAUUUCAAAUUAUGUUUCGUACAAGAGAUUUAUCUGAAAGAAUUUUAACAUUAAUCGAUUUUCAUAAUGAUGAUACAUUUAUGUUUUUGGAAUUGAAAGCGGGACAUUUACAAGCAAGAUUUGGAUCAAAAUCGGAUACACAAUUAAUUGAAUUGAGACAUGUUCAAGUAAAUGAUGGUAGAUGGCAUACAGCUUAUUUAGAUCGUUAUGGACAACGAUUAUUUUUAAAAUUAGAUGAUGGAGAAUAUUAUAGAUCAAAUAUAAGUUAUGGAAAAUCAAUUUGGAAAAAUUUUCCAAAUACAUUGUUAAAUGUGGGAGCAAGAAUUGAUUCAGCUGUUCAUAAAAUUGUGACGGCUGAUUUUAAUGAUGGUUGUAUUCAAGACGUACGUUAUAAUGGUCAACUGUUAGAUUUAUUGAACGGAUCAAGUUCAUCGGAUAUGAAAUGGACGUUUCAAUCAAAUAUUAAAGAAGGUUGUGAUAAUUUGGAUAAUUGGUGUCGUGGUGUUCAAUGUUUACAUCCCGCAUUUUGUGUAAAUACGUGGCGUCAUGGUAUUUGUUCAUGUCCACCAGAUCUAAAAUAUUUUCAAUCAAAUGAUACAUGUGUAAAAUAUGAUUGGUGUUUUGAUGUAACAAAUCCAUGUUAUAUGCCUGGUACACGACGAUGUUAUUAUGAAGCAAAAAUCGAUCAGAUUGAAUGUGAAUGUCUUGAUGGUUAUCAAGGUGAACGAUGUACACAACAUGCAUUACCAAUUAGUGGAACAUUUAAUUGGCAUAUUCUAAUAUUGUCAAUGAUUUGUUUAUUUAUAAUAUUGGCAUUAAUUUUUGGAUUAAUUGCAUUUACGAAACGACGUCAAGCAAAAAAAGCUUAUAUACUAGGUAUGGAUGAUGAAAUUCGUGAUAAUAUAAUUAAUUACGAUGAAGAAGGUUGUCCGGAUGAAGAUCCGAUAACAUAUGAUAUAUCGACAUUAAAAAAACCAAUUUAUGAGAGUAAUGCAGCAAAUGGCCGCCUUGGUGGUUCUAGUCGAAAUGAUUCGGAAACACGUAGUGGACGAAUGAAUUCCGAAUCGGAAGUAAAACCAUUAUUAUCAAAAACUGUUACGGAUAGUGGUGGCACUGAUCCACCUAUUGUAUCAACGAAAAAAGUCAUUCGUAAAGACAUACCACCAUUAAUAAAACCAUUACCACAAAAAGGUAUGACAAACGGUGAUGGUCAGAGGACUAUAAAUGUUGGCGAUUUUAUUAAAAAUCGUAUUAAAGACAUUGAUGAUGAUCCAUCACAGCCACCGUAUGAUUCACUACAAGAAUAUGCUUUUGAAGGUACAGGUGAAGAUAAAUGUUUUUCAUUAUCGACACUAAGUCUAACAUCAAAAGAUAAUCUAGACAGUGAACAAGAUAUGGAAUUUGAUUAUCUAAACGGCUGGGGACCGAAAUUUCAUAAAUUAGCCGAUUUGUAUAUAUCAAAAAAUGAUGUAUCUUGA